UGAGGCCCUGUGAUAGACUGGCAACCUGUCCAGGCUGAAUCCUGCCUUCACCUUCAAGUCAGCUGGGACAGGGUCCAGCCCCCCACGAACCUACAGCAGAUAAAGGGCUGUAUAGAUUGUUUAGAAGAUGUUUUAGGAAUUCUCUCUCUCUACAUAUAUUUUAUACUGGUAUUUUAGGACAGAAGCAAGGGUAAGUAUGGCAUCAUUUUCAUCAUCUAUCCAAGUAAAUGAGGGUCACUGUGGACUCCUCUGCAGUUGUCUACGUGAUCGUUGCAUAGAAUGAGGACCCAAGGAAGGGCAAUUUCCAGUUGGAAGUGGACUGGAUGAAAGGUGGCCAUUGUGUUCUACAGUGGAUCUUGGAUCCACUGAGGAGCCAAGGUCCACUGUGGGUGGAGCCUGACUGUGGGCGGAGCCUGUUGAAGUGGCAAUCAAGUAUGUGAUGACAUCAAGUAUGACAUCACAAUGAAAAAUCUAUGAUGUCAGAAUGAUGUCACAUUCAGAGUGUAUAAAUAGGCCAGAUCUCAGCUUCGCUUCAUUCCAAGUUUGCUGUGCGGUGCUGUGCGGAAGCAACAUUACAGUAGGAAUAUACAAUUUCAUCUCCACCACCACGAAACAUUGAGAAGAAAUCAAUCUACCAUGUCUGACCAGGCUCUCACUACUACCAGUCUCACUACUGAAGUGGCUCAAUUUCAGUCUAUGUAUGCCAAAAAACAGGCUGAGAUUGAACAGCUGAGGGAAAGAGUUUGUCAGCUUGAGUAUCAACUGGAAGAUGCUCAAGACCAAACUGAAAAAAAUCAGCUGUUGCAAAAAGUUGCUGAACUUGAGCACGUGAUCAUAACACUGAGGCUCCAGAACCAAAACCUUUUGCAUGAACUGGAGGAUCUGCAGGAGGGUAAGGACUCUCUGACUGAAGAGAAAGACAGCAUCAGUGCUGAGUUAAAACAAGCAAAAUCUCAGAAGGACACAAAGAAAGCACUAAUUGAACAGCUGCAGGAAGAAAUUCAGGCUCUGGAAGAAAAUGAAAAAGUCCUCACUGAGAAGAACAAAACCCUCAGUGCUCAAGCAGCCCAGCUUGAAGAUCUGACAGAACAGAAACACAGACAGAUCUCAAGUCUGGAAGAAGAAAUAUCUCUCUUCAAGGUGCAACUGAAAGAGGUUCAGCAUGCACACAAAAGGCUGACCAAGGAGGAGUCACUGAUGGAGGCAGAGCUGGAAAAGCUCAGAAGAACAGUGCAUGACCUUCGUGAGAAGGAAGCCUUCCUGAGCGAGCAGAACAGUCGGCUUGCCGAGGAGUUGUCCGCAGUUGUGAGCCAGAGAGACAAUCAGAAGGGAGAAAAUCGACGUUUGAAGAUGGCUGUUGAAAAUCUUCAGCUCCAAGUGGCAGAAGCUAAGCAUGUCAUUCGGACUCAUGAAGAAACUAUAACACAGCUCAAAAAAAAUAUAUUGACUGGUGCAGAGAAUUUUACUCCUGCUCCAAUUAAGGCUGGAUUUUGGAAACGCUGUUGCCAAGGCCUUUUAAAAGUGGCCUGGCAGGUUGGCAGCACCUGUGUGGGCCUUCUGCUGGCAUCAGCAGUUGUCAGUUACGCCACUGAUUUAUGUAGCUGUGCCUCCGCAGAGCUCCAUUACAUUGACAUACCGCCAUUUUAAAUAUUUCAUAUAAUAAUAAUAAUAAUAUAUUAUUUCAUAUAUAAUAAUAAUAAUAUAAUAAUAUUUAUAGUAAUUAGCAAUAUAAUCAAUUCAUAUAUAAUAUAAAAAUAUUUUACACUAAAAUAAUAAAAUUUAAAAACAAAAAUCCCAAAUCUCUCCAUGGUGUGUUUUCCAACAAAAUCAAUAUUUGUACAUGUGGCUUGUGAGAAUUUAAGUUUGUCCAGCAUGUUUGAGGAAAUUCAUAAACAAUUUUUGCAGGACAGGAGGAUAAAGGCCAAUUUAUGGUUUUCGAGUCCGUGUCUCUGAAAGAAUGACAUAAAUUCUGUCCUUCACAAAGUUCUUGAGGGUCCUCAUGGAUCCUCCGUUCAUGCAGAAGCCUAAAGCUUGUGGUAAUCGUGCGCCUAUUGUAGUAUGAACACAACUGCAUGCACGUCUGCUUUCAGACUCUACAUUUGUCAUGUGGAAACCAUGAAUUGGCUUUAAUCAUAUUUAGCCAAAACUCUCCUCUGCUGUGAACUGAAUUUCCUCUCACUUCAUGUCAGAAUUCUCUCUCCUACUGUUUGUUUGUUUUAUUAAGAUCCCCUAUUAGCUUUUGCAAGGCAGCAGCUAUUCUUCCUGGGGUCUUCAUAAUUUCAUUUGUGACAACACCAAAACGCAACAUGUACACAUAAUGCAUACAAAUCAGAAUUACAGAAUACAUAAACAAUACAUACAAGAAUACAGAUAUACAAUACAAAAGACAUACAUGUACACAAGUCACACUAAACCAAAAAGCAUA
Messenger RNA from Amphiprion ocellaris (clown anemonefish), 2425 nucleotides. RefSeq lists its product as uncharacterized. The transcript has a single exon. The coding region runs from base 637 to 1647 and encodes 336 amino acids. The record is from RefSeq and is a predicted model, not a curated record. Lineage: Eukaryota; Metazoa; Chordata; Actinopteri; Pomacentridae.